GCUAGAGCUGCAGCAAGAACUUUCACUUCGGUGCUGCCCAGCCCCAUCUGUUGUCUCGGCACCAAGCUUUUUGGUGCCAUUGAAUCUAAAUCGCCGUUGAUUCUGUGUGAAGUAUGUGCCGAUGUCUUUUAUGUUUUCUGACAAAAGAUGCUCUCUUGUUCGUGAGCUGUUCUCCGCAGUGGAGACUCUCAAUUCCGUUUCGAUUCAUGCAGCUUCGCUUUGAGUCCUCCUCCCGGUUUUUGUUCAUUUCGCAAUGGCAACUCCUAUGGCGACCAGGUCCUUCUCUGCUAUCUCUGCGUGCUCCCGCAGGGCUACCUUUUGUAGGCCAUGGGAUUCCCUUGGUUUCGGGAAUUCAUAUGUAGUUCGAGGUCGAUGGAAAGGGCGGUGCAGUCUUGGUAUGCACAGGCAGUUCGUGUCACACGGGAAGAACUCGGCGUUGGAGGCAGCGAGAGCUAGCGAAUUGGAGGUCGUUUUUCAGCCUGGAACAGUUUAUGAGGGGCCGAUCACGUACGACCGACUGAUGCCUUGCCCCAAUUAUAGUUUGCCAGCUCGUGUGGAGCACUUGCUGAUAGAGAAAGAUGGGAAUAUUGUUGAUAUCAUCUGUGAAGAACUUUCGCUUCCACCUUUAUACGUUGUAGAUCUUAUAAGUUUUGGAGCUGUCUUUUAUGCCCUUGAAUGCCCAACACCACCACCUCAUGCUUCUCCCGAACAGCUUGAGCUCUACAAUAGACAAGUUAAGCUUCGAGCUUCCAGGAAGAAAGAGCGAUUGUCGUUGAAAGGAAAGACGUUGAAGGAAGCUCAGAAAACCUUUAGAAUUGCAAGUCCAAGUGAGUAUAUUGAAUCAGGGACUUACUUAAGAGUGCAUGUUCAUCCCAAACGUGGGCCUAGGGUGUACGAAGUUGAUUGGUUGUCCAGGGUAAUUGCUGAAACAGAUUCUUUUGUGGUCGUUGACAAGCCUGCCGGUGUCUCGGUUGGAGGCACAGUAGAUAAUCUGGAAGAAAUGUGUGCGACAUUUGUCAGCCGAGCUUUAAAACUUAAGAAGCCACUCAUCCUUACUCAUCAAAUUGAUACGUGUACUGAAGGAUGCGUUGUUUUCGCAAAGACGAAGGCUUUUUCGACCCACUUUCAUAUGCUCCUACGGGAAAGGAAAGUCAGGAAGGAGUACACAGCUUUAGCAGCUGCACCUGUUGCUCCUGGGCACCACGUUCAUUACAUGCGAUCAGACCGUUAUGCCCCUCGAAUGGUUAGCAAUAAUGACUAUUCUGAUUGGAUGAACUGCGAGUUGAACGUUUUGGGUUGUAGGCAGGUGAAGUGGCCAAGCUCUUCUGUUGAGAAACAGUUUCGUAUUGCCCAUUGUGGUUGGGAAUCCCGUGAACAUGCUUAUGAGUGCAAUGUGCGUCUUCUAACUGGACGGACACAUCAGAUACGAGUUCAGUUUGCUGCAUUAGAUGCACCGUUAGUGGGUGACUCAGUCUAUAUGCCUUCUGUGGUCGCGCGAAAGAAGUCUCCAGAGGUUGACCCCUUUCGUGCGGAAAGUAUGAUCCAAGAUGAGGGGUCUUGGAACAGUGCUAUAGAAAAUUGGCGAGAUCUACAUGGGCUGGAGCCUGUAUGUGGUCUCGGUCUCCAAGCUUCUGUGAUCUCUUGGGAAGGUGAAAAGCAAGUGUUUAAAGCAGGACGCCCGUGGUGGCGCUAACAAUUAAAGUAAACUCAUUCAAUAGUCUUCCACUUAAACAGCAGCCUCUAACCAAUAUUGGUUUUAUGAUUUAUUAUGCAUGUUUUAUGUAGGCCUGGGCUUUGGGAAGGAUUAUUUUUAAAGUUUUGCGACACGUAGCACUUGACCAAAUCAGCUAAGGGUUACAAAAUUGAGCUUUAUGCCCGUGGAUAUCGCGAUCAGUUUACCAGGCUGGUGAGGAUUUUCUGUAGUCUGAUCUCCCAUGUUCUGCUCUUCGUAGUUAUUACAGCGUAUUAUGGAUCUUUCAACAUUGCAGAUAAUCCACUACAAGUGGAUGACAAGUAACAUAACCAUCACAUUGGAAUGUUCA
This is a messenger RNA of Physcomitrium patens, 2042 nucleotides long. RefSeq names its product RNA pseudouridine synthase 6, chloroplastic. Gene Ontology annotation, molecular function: RNA binding; pseudouridine synthase activity. Gene Ontology annotation, biological process: enzyme-directed rRNA pseudouridine synthesis. The record is from RefSeq and is a predicted model, not a curated record. NCBI's taxonomy places the organism in Eukaryota, Viridiplantae, Streptophyta, Bryopsida, Funariales, Funariaceae.